AGACCUGCUUUUUAUUUUCUUCAUGCUGCCAGAAACUUUACAAAAGAGUCUUCGGGUAUUCAACAAUCUGGAGAUCUUCUUCACCCUGCUGCACUUUUCAGUUUCACUGCUGUGAAAAGAACAGAGAAUCCACCAUCUGAACAAAAAAUGGAAAAUCUUAAGGUGCUUGGAUUGGUUUACUUCACAUAUCUGUUUCUGUUCUCUGGGUUGGAAUUCACUUUGAGUUUUCUGACACAUCAACGCUUCCAAUUUUCCAGCAUGCAGCAGGGGAAGAUGUUCUUUUUCAUGGGCAUUACCAUGGCAGUGAUCCAGGGCGGAUAUGCCCGCAGGAUCAAACCAGGCCAUCAGAUCCAGACUCUUAGCGUGGCAAUUAUAUCACUUAUCCCAGCAUUCUUGCUCAUUGGAAUAGCAUGGAAUUUGAUUCCGGCUUAUUUUUUUACUCUUUUG
This is a messenger RNA of Sinocyclocheilus rhinocerous, 447 nucleotides long. Its product is annotated as major facilitator superfamily domain-containing protein 10-like. The record is from RefSeq and is a predicted model, not a curated record. The transcript has 5 exons. Lineage: Eukaryota; Metazoa; Chordata; Actinopteri; Cypriniformes; Cyprinidae. The annotation marks the transcript as partial.